AUGCAGAAGAAACAGCGUGAAUAUGCAGAUGUGCAUGGAGAAAAGAAGAACCGAAGGAAGGUGGGACUCCUUUGGAAAAAGAAGCCAGUUAGGUGCCCGCCAGCCGCGUGCUUUUCGGGAAGAAGAGGAAAUGGCGGGGGGGGGCGGCCGGGGCCACGGCGGCCCCGCAGGGCGAGGACCCCUACGACCCCCCUCUCCUUCGGGAGGGACCUGCUGGCCAGCGGCGCGGUGGCCGCCGUCCCCAAGAUGGCGGUGGCGCCUGUCGAGCAGGUGGAGCUGCUGCUGCGGCUGCAGGCCUUGUCCAAGCAGAUCUGGGCAGACCAGCGGUGCAAGGGCACGGUGGACUGCUUCGUGCGCAUCCCCGGGGAGCAAGGGUUUUUCAGCUUUUGGCAUGGCAAUUUGGCAAAUGUUAUACGGUAUUUCCCAACACAGGCUCUAAACUUUGCUUUUCAGGACAAAUACAAGCAGAUUUUUACAUCCAAAGUGGAUGAAGAAAAACAGUUCUGGAAAUGGUUUUUGGCAAAGCUGGCUUCUGGCGGAGCAGCAGGAGCAACAUCCAUGUGUGUGGCAUACCCGUUAGACUUCACGCGAACUAAUUUAGCUGCUGGUAUUGGGAAAGGUGCUGCUGAGCGACAGUUCCAGGGACUUGGUGACUGUAUUAUUAAAAUUGCAAAGGCAGAUAGACUUACUGGCCUGUACCAGGGUUUUGGCGUUUCCAUAAAGGGAGUCAUUGUAUACCGAGCCUCCCAUUUUGGGUGUUAUGACACCAUUAAGGGAUUAUUGCCAAAUCCAAAGCAAACUCCAUUCAUUGUUUCCUUUUUUGUUGCUCAAGUUGUGAUUACUUGCUCAGGAAUGCUGUCUUACCCUUUUGACACUGUCAGGAGGCACAUGAUGAUGCAUGCAGGUACCACUGAACAUCAAGCUAAAGGAACCAUUGACUGCUUUAUGAAAGUAUACAAUUGAGAGGGGCUUAGUGCUUUCUUCUGCGAAGCAUUCUCCAACAUCCUUCGUGGAACAGGAGGUGCCUUAGAGCUAGUUUUUUACGACAAAAUUAAGGACUUUUUAAUCUUGAUGUUUCAGAGAGUUCAGGAUCUGAUUAAAAUAGUGAGUGAACAUCUAUUGUUUGUACAGUGUUCAUGACAGAAUUCUCAUUGUUUGCAUAGCAUAUUUUUAGUUUAAAUGUUAUACAAACAAUACUUUUAAGAAAUUAUUUGUUGGAUGUUUUUGUGACUAAGCAUGUACUAAAUUAAAUAAGUUGUUAUGAGGGAACUAAAGAGCACUGUCUUCAUUCAAGAAACGAAUCCAAGAAAAUACUUGCCUCUUGUUUAAAAUUCUAAAUGUUUCAAUUUUAUUCAUACUAAAUGUUACACAUCUUGAAUUUUAAAUUAGGGCAGGUACAUGAGUACGUUUGGGUAGCAGCAGUUUCCCUAGGCUGUCA
Messenger RNA from Aquila chrysaetos chrysaetos, 1438 nucleotides. It is a transcript of the gene SLC25A31, whose product is annotated as solute carrier family 25 member 31. The record is from RefSeq and is a predicted model, not a curated record. Gene Ontology annotation, molecular function: ATP:ADP antiporter activity. Gene Ontology annotation, biological process: mitochondrial ADP transmembrane transport; mitochondrial ATP transmembrane transport. Gene Ontology annotation, cellular component: mitochondrial inner membrane. Lineage: Eukaryota; Metazoa; Chordata; Aves; Accipitriformes; Accipitridae.